Messenger RNA from Neodiprion fabricii, 833 nucleotides. It is a transcript of the gene ND-ASHI, whose product is annotated as NADH dehydrogenase [ubiquinone] 1 beta subcomplex subunit 8, mitochondrial. The transcript has 4 exons. Bases 113 to 637 code for a protein of 174 amino acids. The record is from RefSeq and is a predicted model, not a curated record. Gene Ontology annotation, cellular component: mitochondrion. Lineage: Eukaryota; Metazoa; Arthropoda; Insecta; Hymenoptera; Diprionidae.
UAGUCCAUGGCUAGAACGCGUUCAACGCCGCGCCUCCGUAGAGCCCGUAGAGCCACAGAGACGGAGUUUCUAUAGUCGGUGGUCAGAGCCGGAAAGGCCUGAGUUAUCAAAAAUGUCUUCUCUCGCGAAGUUCUGUAAAAUUUCGACCCGAUUAUGGCCACAAAACGGUGUCUACACGUAUAAUAUAGCGAAAUACAGUAUGAUCAGGGACUAUAAACCAGCCCAAUAUCCAACAACAGAAGAAGAAAGAGCUAAAGCAGCUGAGAAAUAUAACCUAAUAAGAGAAGAUUAUAAACCAAUUCCAGAUGAUGGAAAUGGUUUAGGAGAUUAUCCAGAACUUCCUAUGGUCUCGGCUGAAGCCAAGGAUGAUUAUUACCCUUGGGAUUUCCCAGAACAUAAAAGAAAUUUCAACGAACCUAUGCACAUAUGGGCUAACAUGCUGGGUGAAGAUAGAUACUAUCACAAUCCACCACUUCGCUAUCCGAUGUACGUGUACUGGCUAACUUUCAUUGGUGUCAUGGGUGGUUUUGUUGGUAUAUUCCUAGUGUUUGAGAACUACAAAUAUGUUCAGCCUGUGGUGAAGAAACAGUAUCCAUCUACCAACAAAACGCACUACACAUUCGAAAGUUUAAAAUGAGAGAAUUUAUGAAAUGGUCAAACAUUCAUGUAGAUAAAAUGUAAUAAAGUAUGCAAACAUUUGCAAUUUUGACUCAAUAAUUUAUAAAUUCUAAAUACAUGGUCAUUCAGCCAGUUUUGCAUCGAUACUGAUAUUUAUUAAUAAAACAACCGAAUGUAUGCAUCUGUGAAAUAAAGAAUGAUCACUUCUAUUUCAA